This is a messenger RNA of Sphaeramia orbicularis (orbiculate cardinalfish), 2290 nucleotides long. RefSeq lists its product as uncharacterized. The record is from RefSeq and is a predicted model, not a curated record. The transcript is spliced from 2 exons. Gene Ontology annotation, biological process: regulation of toll-like receptor signaling pathway. Bases 341 to 1159 code for a protein of 272 amino acids. NCBI's taxonomy places the organism in Eukaryota, Metazoa, Chordata, Actinopteri, Kurtiformes, Apogonidae.
AAAGACAGAGGAGGAUGUAUAAUCUUUUAAUACACAUGAUGAAAUAUGCCGUGCGACUGCUUCUACUUAAGAAAAAUCCACAGAUAUUUCCUGUGAUGCUGUGGUAUAUGAAGACACUGACUGUAACUGGACUGUACUCAGUGAUUUUCAGUUAUAGUUGAAUUAAGGAAGUGUGUGGUGAGGGUGGAGGGGCCUGCUCACUGAUGCAGAAGUGAAACAGAACUGUGCGUCUCUAUAUUUACAAGUGUAGACUCAACAGUCCCAGUAGCACUCACAGCUGACAACGACAAGCCACAAGUAGACACUGAAACACCUUUAAAAGAGACUGGACCUCACUGCCAUGCUGGCUGAAGGGUUUCUCCAAGUGCUGCCUUACAGGGAGGAGAAGAGGUUUGCAUCUGCCUCCAGACUGGACAGAUCACAGAUAAACACUCACUGUGCGGAUCAGUGCAACCACUCCAUCUCAAACUCUGCAGAUGUUCAGACAGAUUUGUUUGAAGAAGGUUCAAACCAGGACGUGCUUCACUCCAACCAGGACACUGCUGGUCUCCUGAUCCCUGGAUGUCCACCUGCCCUGACCUUAGACCCGGGUCUGUCAGGUUGCUUAGAUAACUGUAGUCUCCUGGAGCAUUAUCCAGACCUGCAGGUGGCGGACUCAGGCCGGAUCACACACAACCCACUAAGGCCCAUUAUCACCCAGGACAACAGUUUUUCUGCUCAACCCCUUAUCUCUGACGAUUUCCAUCACCAAGACAGUACAGGUCAACUGCAGUCACCGGUCCCUGAUCAGGGUUAUUUAGUGAUGGGGCCCAGUGUGAACAUCAGCCUGGAUCUGCCGGGGUCAGGGUUGGAGCCCAUGUCUAACUCGGUGCUGAACGGGAUGCUGGAGAAGCAGCUGGAGGAGGUGUACCUGCAGCAUCUGACGGACAACUUGGCCCGCUGUAACUCUCACUUUGGGAACAGCCUCUUGCAUGGUCUGGUGCCGCCCCCCAAGCCCAGCAGACAGCCCCAGGGUCCAGACUCCCUGGAGGCCAGUCUGGAAGAGGGACCAGCCAAAACCAUCAGCUACCUGAACACGCACAGUUCUGCUCGCUGCUCCACUCACUUCAGCUCCCCCAUGUUACGCAUCUCAGGAACUGAGGACGCCCAAAAGCAAUGACUGAAAGCAUCAUGUGAAACAGAGUCUAAUUAUCAUCUGAACAUGAACACAAAUCACACAGUUAAAGCAGGCUUUUACCUCUGAUCACCCAUAUUUACACAGUCUUUGUUUACCUGCUUGAUGAAAUGAUGCUCUCACAUGCCACCUGCUGUUAGAAUGAAGUACUACAUCAUAAUGAUACAUCAGGUAUGUAGUUAAAAUACUACAGCUACUGUUUAUGUUAUGAAGCAAAGUACAUUUAUAUACAAAGAUGUGACAUACUGUGAAUUAAUCCAUGUCGAGAAGAUGCAGUUAAAAAAAAAUCUAAGUGGAUAUAUACAAGUAUAUAUGUGAUAUGAUAGAGUGAAUGGUUCAAUAAAGUUGUAUAAUUUUGUGAUAACUUUAUAUCUAUUGACACUUUGAUUUAUGGAUUGUUGUUCCCUUAAUUUGGAAGCAUUGGAUUAUCAUUAUUAUUAUAGUUGUUUUAUUUCAUUCCCUUAAGUUUCUGAGACCUUAUGGUUACAUAUAUGAGGACACAACAUUACAGUUCCCUGCACCUAUAUUUAAUAAGUUAAACCUGUUGUUCUCACUAAUCUAUACUUUUUUUUAUUUCCUCUACUGGAAACAAAUGCACAAUAUUAACAUUAAGUGGUGAAAAACCAAAACACUGGACAAAAAUUAUUGGCAGCAUGAAGAAAAAUACUUGAUAUUACUGGAAUCAGGUGAGAUGAUCCAAAUGUGGAUUCAGCAUUUAUCCAGCAUGGCAGUGCUUUGAGUAAUUAACAAGUCAAGAUGUAAUUUUUACCUGAAUAUCAUGCCACUGUUUCAGUCAUGUUAAUUCUAAGUGAUUGAAAUUCAGAUGUUUUCAAUACAUGAAGGAAAGAUUAAGUGCAGCCCAAAGUGAUGCAAAGCUAAAAGCUGGUGUUUUCCUUGGACCCCAGACUGGAGACCUCAUUGGUGUUCUUGUAUUUCCCUUAAAGCUUCAGAUUAAUUUGUGCAAGUGGUCUGAAAAGCAUUAUUUUUGAACAUUUUUGCUCCAAGUUGAUGGACUUCACUUCAUUAUUAGCUCAUAAAGACCCAAAUAUACACCAGUGACCAAAAGCGUCUACUGAUCAAAAAUGUUUAAUAACUUUAGAACCACUAAUUCUAUCA